Molecule: messenger RNA, 1239 nt
Organism: Aquila chrysaetos chrysaetos
Lineage: Eukaryota; Metazoa; Chordata; Aves; Accipitriformes; Accipitridae
Gene: PROCR
Product: protein C receptor
Exons: 4
Coding region: 103-774 (223 amino acids)
Biological process (GO): negative regulation of coagulation
Molecular function (GO): signaling receptor activity
Source: RefSeq, a predicted model, not a curated record
CUCCCACUCUCCUCCUCCCGCAGCCCCACCUCCCCGGUCCUGCUUAAUUCCCGCCAGGCCAGCUGUGGGGCCACCAUUCCCAUCCCCAUCUCUGUCCCCGGGAUGCUCCGGUUGCUGCUGCUCUGCGGGGCCCUGGGCUGCGGGGCGGACCAGGCAGCCCCGCUCGCCUUCACCAUGCUGCAACAGACCCACGUCUCCAAAGGCAGCUCCGUCUUCUGGGGGAAUGCCAGCCUGGAUGGGCGGCUCAGCCAUCUCCUGGAGGGGCUUAAUGUCACCCAGGUGCUGCCGCUGGAGCCCCCGGACAUCUGGGCCAGGCGGCAGCAGGAUGUGACCACCUACCUGUCCUACUUUGGCCAGCUGGUGAAGCUCUUCAGCAAGGAGAGGCCCAUAGACUACACCCAGAGCCUGGGCUGCCACCUGGGCUGCCGCCUCUUCCCCAACGGCACGACCCACAGCUUCUACGAGGUGACUCUCAAUGGGACGGCUUUCCUCACCUUCCACGUCCCCAAUGCCACCUGGGAGCGGCGCUGGCCCGGCAGGGACCCAGUGGCCACCUUUGCUGAGCAGGAGCUGAUGAAGUACCCCAAGACCACCCAGGACCUCCAGCAUUUCCUCAACACCACCUGCGUCGGCAUCCUGCGGGCUCAGAGCGCCAGGACGGGAAAACAGAGCAGCCGGUCGCAUGCCCCGCUGGUGCUGGGCCUCAUCCUGGGGACCUUCGCCUUGCUGGGCAUGGCCAUGGGGAUCUUCUUGUGGACGGGAGGGAGCUGCUAGCAGAGCCGGCAGCCGUCCCACGUCACCCCGUGGAGGCAGGGAACGGACCCAUCAUCACCCUGUGGAGGCAGGGACCGAGUCCAUGCCCUGCAAGGGAUGUAUCUCCCCAGCGCUGCAGGCUUUACUCCCAAAGGACACUGGUGGAUUCCCUGCCUGCUCCCAGCUGGUUGACCCCCCCCCCCAGCAGCAGCACCUCACCCCAGGGACGGUCCCCACGCUAGGCUGGCGGGAUGCACUGAGACUUAACGCAGAAAUACACUUGGCAUCGAUGGAAAAAAAUGGGGAAAAGGGGUGUGGGGAGAAAGUGGCAGGAGAAACAGCUAAGAUAGCGUUAAAAAGAUGGCAUUGAAACCCUCAUUUAUCCCUGUUCCAGGGGGGAUAAAUGCCCAGGUGGGAGGAUGUCACACCUUUGUGGCACUGCUUCCAGAUGUCAUGUAAUAAAACCACCCAUCAGCUCUCACAGCA